This is a messenger RNA of Neogale vison (American mink), 2085 nucleotides long. RefSeq names its product malonyl-CoA decarboxylase (gene MLYCD). Gene Ontology annotation, biological process: acetyl-CoA biosynthetic process; fatty acid biosynthetic process; malonyl-CoA catabolic process. Gene Ontology annotation, cellular component: mitochondrial matrix; peroxisomal matrix. The record is from RefSeq and is a predicted model, not a curated record. Gene Ontology annotation, molecular function: malonyl-CoA decarboxylase activity. NCBI's taxonomy places the organism in Eukaryota, Metazoa, Chordata, Mammalia, Carnivora, Mustelidae. The coding region runs from base 1 to 1497 and encodes 498 amino acids. The transcript is spliced from 5 exons.
AUGCGAGGCUUGGGGCCAGCCCUGACGGCGCGGCGCCUCUUCCCGCUGCGGCUCCCACCGCGGCCGCCGCGGCCGCUCGGACCCCGGCUGUCGAGCGGGUCGGCGGCGGAGGCGGGCGCCCUGGAGCGGGCCAUGGACGAGCUGCUGCGGCGCGCCGUGCCCGCCACGCCGGCCUACGAGCUGCGCGAGAAGACGCCGGCGCCGGCCGAGGGCCAGUGCGCGGACUUCGUGAGCUUCUACGGCGGCCUGGCCGAGGCGGCCGAGCGCGCCGAGCUGCUGAGCCGCCUGGCGCGCGGCUUCGGCGUGGACCACGGCCAGGUGGCCGAGCAGAGCGCCGGCGUGCUCCAGCUGCGCGAGCAGCCGCGGGAGGCGGCCGUGCUGCUGCAGGCCGAGGACCGGCUGCGCUACGCGCUGGUGCCGCGCUACCGCGGCCUGUUCCACCACAUCAGCAAGCUGGACGGCGGCGUGCGCUUCCUGGUGCGGCUGCGCGCCGACCUGCUCGAGGCGCAGGCCCUCAAGCUGGUGGAGGGGCCGCACGUCCGGGAGAUGAACGGCGUGCUGAAGGGUAUGCUGUCGGAGUGGUUCUCCUCCGGCUUCCUGAACCUAGAACGGGUCACCUGGCACUCGCCCUGUGAGGUGCUGCAGAAAAUCAGCGAGUCCGAGGCCGUGCAUCCUGUGAAAAACUGGAUGGACAUGAAGCGACGCGUCGGCCCGUAUAGGCGAUGUUACUUCUUUUCUCACUGCGCGACCCCGGAGGAGCCCCUGGUCGUGCUCCACGUGGCCUUGACCGGCGAGAUCUCCAGCAACAUCCAGGCCAUAGUGAAGGAGUGCCCCCCGUCGGAGACGGAGGAGAGGAGUGAGAUCUCCGCGGCCAUCUUCUACUCCAUCAGCCUGACGCAGCCCGGCCUGCAGGGGGUCGAGCUGGGCACGGUCCUCGUCAAGCGAGUCCUCAAGGAGCUGCAGAAAGAGUUUCCUCACCUUGGGACAUUUUCAAGUCUGUCUCCUAUACCUGGAUUCACCAAGUGGCUUCUGGGACUCCUGAACUCACAGGCGAAGGAACACGGGAGGAAUGAACUCUUUACGGAUUCGGAGUGUCAAGAAAUCUCUGAGAUCACAGGUGGUCCCAUUAACGAGACCCUCAAGGCCUUUCUCAGCAGCAGUGAGUGGGUCAAGUCGGAGAAGCUGGUCCAGGCGCUCCAGGCCCCCUUGAUGCGGCUCUGCGCCUGGUACUUGUAUGGAGAGAAGCACCGGGGCUUCGCCCUGAACCCCGUGGCAAACUUCCACCUGCAGAAUGGGGCCGUGAUGUGGCGCAUCAACUGGAUGGCCGAUGAGAGCCUCAAGGGCAUCGCCAGCUCCUGCGGCCUGAUGGCCAACUACCGGUACUACCCGGGGGAGACGGCCGCCAACAGCACCAGCUACCUCUGCUCCAAGAACAUCAAAGCUUCCGAGCAGGUCCUCAGCCUCGUGGCCCAGUUUCAGAAGAACAGCAAACUAUAAGCCUGUCCCGAAGCAGACGUCCCUGCCCCUGAGGAGGAUGAUUUUUGGGAUAGGUUAGGGAGGCUUAUGCGUCAAAAGGAGCUUUUUUUUUUUUAAGUCGAACAGGGUUAGAGCGUGUUUUCUCUGACCCACAGCAAGGUCGGAAGAGGAGGCUGUGGCCUGACUUCCACUGUGGGAGCGCAGGGGCUGUGCCUGACGCCAGAGGGUGGGGGGCUGGACGGGGACGGGGUCGGGAUGCUGUUCCCGCACCUUCCAACCCCCCCGCCCCAUCCAGGGGAGCGGUCAGGGUCCCUGCCGGAGGCAGUGCUAUGGUGCCUCCAUCUUCAGAAAGCUCUAGAACCUCUGCUGGGUGUCGUCCCUGGGUGGACCAGCCAGCCUCACCAGGCCCUGGGCAGGUGGCCCAGGUGAGAGCACUUUACUCCAAGCUUAGAACGUAGUCAGCCGAGGUUGUCUUAGCCGUUUCUCUCCACUCACCACAGGGACAGAGGGCUCUGUGUACUACAUGGCACCCGUGUUUUGGAGCCCCCGGGCGUAGGGAAAUGUUCAUGACCGCCCAGAGUUGACUAAAUUAAAUCUUUGAGCAUCACA